Molecule: messenger RNA, 1207 nt
Organism: Phanerochaete carnosa HHB-10118-sp
Lineage: Eukaryota; Fungi; Basidiomycota; Agaricomycetes; Polyporales; Phanerochaetaceae
Exons: 1
Source: RefSeq, a predicted model, not a curated record
GAAACGCUUCCUCCCGCCCGCCGUCAAUGGUACCGAAUAAGCUAACAUGUCCUUCCUAGUCGUAGAUCCUUUUGCAGCUCACCCAUCAGCUGUGGAAGCGUCUUCAUUUGUCACAUAUUCCCCAGUCGCUACAUCCCCACCGUCGAUGCUCGGGCAAUUUAAUUCCCCGCUAUCCCGUCGUACCUCCAAGCGACCACAAACGAUGCAGUCACUGUCUGCAACGUCGACAUCCCCCUCUAUCAGUGAUGUAGUGACACCACCCACGUCCCCAUCGACGUCGUCUCCGCCAUCACAGCCCGCGAGCCCACCUACACGACGACGUGGCAGCCUGCUCGUCGCUGCAUCAGACGCGUUCUCCACGUUCGCACGCAAAACGCCCAACAUGAAGCCCCGUCUAGGUAGCAUUGGCCGGACGCAGAGCUCAAAGGCAAACAUGGCACUCGGCAUACAUACGCCACAGCCUAUCGUACUCACGGAAGUUAUCGAGAUCACCGAGAGCGCGGUGCGGGCGAGCAAGCGGCAGGAGGAGGAAGAGGAGGAGCGCGAGCGGUUGCGUGACGCUGCAGCCAGGGCACUAGGCAUUGGAGAGCUUGAUGUCGACACGACGAGCCUGAACUCGCGCAUGCGAUCAGAGCUCUUGGACCCUGGAGACGAAGACUAUCGUGGCUCUGGCGGCGACAGGGACAGCCCAGAUUGGUAUGACAUGAAGACGCCAACAGCGGCUCGUUCGGAUAUGGGGCAUUCGCGCUCGCGCUCGGGAUCCUACAUACCCCCACACACGAUGCCGUUCACAGCGCAGUCGACCCGGCCUUCGACACCGUCAAUAGCAAUAGCCUCCACACAGGUCGCGCUACCGUCGUCUUCCCUGGGGAUCUCUGUCCCCCGCUCUCCCUUCCUCCCCCCCAGUUCCCCUCCGCCACGGAACCCAUCCGUAAAAUCGCUCUCCACGCCCCCAGCGUUAUCACUCAACACCCGCGCGGCAAGCCCCCCCUCGCGCGAGAUCUCGGCCGCGCGACUGCGUGAGCACUCGAAGCCUGUGCAAGAACGGGACCUGCCGCCCCCAAAGAUACCGCCAUUCCCCAGUACGUACGCAUCUCUGAAGCCGUUCGUCCAGCGCUCUGCGACGGUCCCGCGGCACUACCCCGCCCCCUCGCUCCUGAUGUUCGCGCUCUCGAAGCAGUGGAAGAACAGGUACCUGGUGCUGACG